UUUGCAGCUUUGCUCUCGCCUGCUCUGCUGUAGGAGCCAGCCUGGGCUUCCAGCACGGUGAGGAAUACGCUGUGAGCGGCUGCUUUCCCUCUCGUUUCCCUGCAGGUGACUCAGAAACUUCACAAUGCGGCUGGAAGAACUCAAAAGGCUCCAGAACACCUUGGAACAGGUCAAUGAUGGCAAAUAUUUACUUCAAAGCCAUCAGCUUGCCAUGGAUGAGGAAAAUAACAUUGAAAAAUAUCCUAUCAACUUACAGCCCUUGGAAUCAAAAGUGAAAAUCAUUCAGAGAGCAUGGCGUGACUACCUGCCGCGGCAGGCCCUGCCCCACCAUGACCCGCUGGGGAAGCGCAGCCCCUCGCCGCCGUCCCUUUCGUCUGACAAGCUCAGCAGCUCCAUCAGCAUGAACACCUUCUCUGACAGCAGCACGCCGGUGAAUACAGUUGAACGUGCAGCUGCGUGUUCAUCCGGGGUUAGUGACACACAGGUCUUAGCAAGGUUGGAUGAUGGACAUAGCUGGUGA
Struthio camelus australis is the source of this 520-nucleotide messenger RNA. NCBI's taxonomy places the organism in Eukaryota, Metazoa, Chordata, Aves, Struthioniformes, Struthionidae. The record is from RefSeq and is a predicted model, not a curated record.